AUGGAUAAUGAAGAAAGCAACAACGUAGAAAGAUUCGAUGAUGUCGUUUUGCCAGGGUUUAGGUUUCAUCCCACAGAUGAAGAACUCGUAAGUUUCUAUCUGAAACGGAAGGUUCUACACAGAUCUCUUCCCUUUGAACUCAUCAAGAAAGUCGAUAUCUACAAAUACGAUCCGUGGGACCUCCCAAAGCUUGCAGCGAUGGGGGAGAAAGAGUGGUACUUUUACUGUCCAAGAGACAGGAAAUAUCGAAACAGCACUAGGCCUAACCGAGUAACUGGAGGUGGAUUCUGGAAAGCAACCGGAACUGACCGGCCUAUAUACUCAUUGGACUCCACUCAAUGCAUCGGUUUGAAGAAGUCGCUUGUGUUCUACCGUGGUCGAGCUGCUAAAGGAAUCAAAACCGAUUGGAUGAUGCAUGAAUUUCGCCUCCCUUCUCUCUCUGACUCUCAUCGCUCAUCGUCGUAUCCCAGUUACAAUAACAAGAAGCAACACCAUAACAUCAACAAUAAAGAGAUUCCUUCAAGCGAUGCUUGGGCUAUUUGCAGAAUAUUUAAGAAGACGAACUCAGUAUCAUCACAAAGAGCAGUCCCACAAUCAUGGCUUUAUCCGGCAAUUCCUGAAACCAGCCAAUACAACUUAGUGUCACAAACCACAACUCUUUUUGCUUCAACAGACGCUUUCAGCAACAUACCAACAAGACAAAACCUUAUCUCUUCUCCAGUAGACGAACCCGCAAGCUUCACAGAGUCCGCUGCUGCUUAUUUUGCUUCUCAGAUGCUCGGAGUUCCGUACAACCUAGCUAGAAACAACGGAACAGGGGAUGCUAUGUUUCUCAGAAACAGUGAAACAGAGAAUGCUCUGUUUCCUAGCAACAAUGAGGAUAACUACUUCCAUAACUUGGCCGGAGGAUUGACUCACGAGCUUCCGAAUGUAAGAUCAAUGGUCGAGACUGGUUUUGAGACGACCGCUAGUGAGAUGUCGGCGACGUCGUAUUCCCCUAACACUUGA
Brassica oleracea var. oleracea is the source of this 1008-nucleotide messenger RNA. Its product is annotated as putative NAC domain-containing protein 94. Bases 1 to 1008 code for a protein of 335 amino acids. Gene Ontology annotation, molecular function: DNA binding. NCBI's taxonomy places the organism in Eukaryota, Viridiplantae, Streptophyta, Magnoliopsida, Brassicales, Brassicaceae. The record is from RefSeq and is a predicted model, not a curated record. Gene Ontology annotation, biological process: regulation of DNA-templated transcription. The transcript has 3 exons.